Molecule: messenger RNA, 1669 nt
Organism: Phlebotomus papatasi
Lineage: Eukaryota; Metazoa; Arthropoda; Insecta; Diptera; Psychodidae
Exons: 4
Coding region: 1209-1613 (134 amino acids)
Source: RefSeq, a predicted model, not a curated record
AUAGCCGAUCGGGCGCAAAGUUUCAGAGUAACAGAAAAAUCCAUGGAAUUUAUCUUCUAUUUUUCCGCGUGAGUUUCCGUGGAAAAAAACGCUAAUAUUCUGCUUGGAAUUCUGCGGAGUUAUCGGUUUGUUUUCGUGUGGAUUUCCUUGAAGAAAAAUCCACGGUAUUUUCUUGCAACAUAUCUGAGACCAUUCCCUGGAAAUUGAUUCAAAAUUUCCUUUAAAUAUUCCGAGUACAAUUUCCUUUCCAUUUCCGGCUAAGAAUCCAUGGAAUUGUACGCAAAUUUUCCUUUUAAUUUCUUUGAGGCCUCGAAAAAGUGAAUAGAGGCCUCGAAAAAGUCACCUUUUUCAGUUCCACGCGUGCAGUGAAAGUGAAAAGUAGUGCUCCCGCAAGGAAUUUACUGAUUUUUGGUAAGUGAGAUAUCAUUUUGAACCCCUUUACCUUGUGAAAUGUCUCGGCAAAGAGAAGCCAAAAACUUUCUUGAUAAAGAUGCAGCCCGCAAAAGGAGGACAAGACAAGUCCGCAAAGAUUUAUUGCGCGACUAUCCGGAAACAUUAAAUGCGCUCGAGAAAAGACUUUGUGCUGGACCACUUUCAGGGAUGGGUUUUUCGCGUCUAGAAAAUUCAUCUGAAUUGUAUGUGGGUUAUCGGGAGAAUUUAGAUACAGUCGGUGCAGUAGGAUUUUGUCACCCACACGUCCCAAACCAAAUAUCAGCACAAUCGUCCCAGUUUCAGCUGCCUGUGGUGCCUGUGAUACCCAAGAAUUUGGACUUUGAAAAUCCGUUUUACAUUUAAGGGAUUUUACAUUUUCUUUGAAGCCUUGAUAUUGCAAAAUUUGAUAGGCUUUUUUUAAGAUUGAACGAAAUAUUAUAUUUUAAAUUAAAAUAUUUUUUAAGAAUACGAAUCCGUUUUGCAAUACUGCGUUUAACGCUUUAAGGACGAGGGGGUAAAAAUUGGUGGGGUGGUCAAAACAAAACCACUUUCUAACUUUUAAGAGCGAAACAUAUCUUUAGAAGACCGUAGGAAAAAUUUCAUUUUUGGUUCACCGGUGACCCAAUCGUCUUUAAAGGGUUAAAUAUUUAUCUCAGGUUUGAAAAUACUAUACCUAUCAUUAAGAUCUUAAUUUGUACUUUUACGUGAGUUAUUAAAUUGAGCAAAUAGCUUCGCUUUUUCUAGAGUUUUUUUUUUCAUACCCCCACACAACAAAAAUGGCCGUUGAGAUGGUGGACCUCGAAAUGGCUUCCUCAUCAACACUACGUCCUGCGAGACCAAGUUUCCCAAUAUUUGAUAUGGCGGGCCUUCUAGAGGUCAACAAGUCAUGGCAGCACGAUUUGACGUCAAGGAAUAGACUGGAAUUUGAAUUGAAAUCCCUGAUAACGUCUAAAAAAUGGCUUACAAGGAUCUUCAAUGAUGAUUUCCUAGAUCACACCUUUUGUCUUCAGCCCAAUAAUGAGAAACUAAAUUUAAAAGAGCAGCCUGUCAUUCAGUGGUGUCUGGGUUCUAUCGGCGAUCAAGGGGCAUCAUCAUUGUCCCAUCAAUUCAAAUGUGUAAAAGACAACAAACGAAAGGAAAGGAAGAGACUGGAGAAGCUAAUCCAGCAACCCAUGUCGUAAUAGGUGGUUUGAUACUUCAUUGUGGAAACGGGAUCCAGAAGGACCGUUAAUACCUC